This is a messenger RNA of Aspergillus niger, 1218 nucleotides long. RefSeq lists its product as uncharacterized. The annotation marks the transcript as partial. The transcript is spliced from 2 exons. NCBI's taxonomy places the organism in Eukaryota, Fungi, Ascomycota, Eurotiomycetes, Eurotiales, Aspergillaceae. The record is from RefSeq and is a predicted model, not a curated record.
AUGGCCACGGCUGAAGGGCCCGCCAGGGCGCAUGAUCGCAAUGGACGUCGUCACCCCUUUUCUAGCUGGAUGAAGCGACUCGCCAGUCUCAAGCAUUCUACCGAUUCAAGUGCCAACCGUUGGUCCAACAAGCGUCAUGCGAUGCCCAAAUACAAAAGCCGGAGUUCGAAGAACAACCCCUACCCGCUGUCGGGCACUGCCCACAUGGUUGCCGACUAUAAUAGCGACUUCAACACUUCCGAGGCGAGUGCGGAUUCCGGCCGGAGGUCCUGUUCGCAGAGCGAACCCUCCCUCGCAUACUCCGGGUACGAGCAGCAGGUCCCAGCCACCAGUGCAAAGUCAACCGCGCCAACCAUCUCAACCAACGGUGAUACGGCCAUCUCCGAAGCAGCAUAUUCCAAGGCAGGGACGAUGGCUACAGUGGGUGGUGGCAUCAGUUCGCAGGGGGGAGGCGAGGGAAGCACCUUCUCAUCGCCCGCGCCAUCGGUCCGAUCUCUGACCACGACCUUAACCACCGUGCAAUCGGCAGCACCUUCUGGCCAGCUCUACAAUACGCAGAACCAGCACCACAGUCUGACCCAUACCGGCUCACUACACAAUCCAGCGACGCAACAGGUGCAAUUUUCUCAUCAGUUUCCCCCGUCGCCAGCCACGGCCGUGCCGCCCCACCUUGCCCCUCAUGGUCACUCGGUCACCUAUAGCACUGCGACAGCCAACAAUAUCUUGACCGACAACGCCUCUAUUUUGACCCUCGCAUCGUCGUCAAAAAGGCGCCGCAGAAACUCCCUCGACACAAAUGCCUCUGUUCGCGCCCUGGCGCCGUCCUCGGUGUUUGGUGGCAGCCGUGAGAGUUUACCCUUGAGUGUGCUGAGUGGAAAUGUCGGAGAGUCAGCAACCUCGUCUUCGUUUAAUCCACCGGGUGUACUCAACAGACCUAGCUUGGUGGGUCUCGCCAGUGUAGAGCGUGCCAGCGUCUACUCAGCAUCCGGGGCCACACCUUUAGCAGGGAGCGGUGAGCGCGGCAGCUUUCACAAGACCGCCACUGCAGGAGACGGUGCCAGUGUCAUCAGCGCGGCCCAAUCGCACAGUCGCCACGACAGCAAUGCAGCCAGCAUCACUGGCACCGGUAUGAGCAGUCCAUGGUCUGGACCGUCAAGCAACCAACCAAUGACGGGAAGAAUCAGCCGUCGCAGCUCAGGAUGGGGAGAGAUCAACGGU